AUGGGUCGUCUAGACCGUCUGGAGUUGGAAAACUUCAAGAGCUACGGUGGUCAUGUGAUCGUUGGUCCGUUCAAAGGCUUCACAGCUGUUGUUGGGACUAACGGUAGUGGCAAGAGUAAUCUCAUGGAUGCUAUCUCUUUUGUGCUCGGCGUGCGUACCGCUCAGCUCCGCGGUAACCAACUUCGCGACCUAGUGUACCGAAAUCAAGAGGACGAAAAUGACGACGCGUCUCGUCGACGUGCUUAUGUUAAGCUCGUGUAUCAACAAAGUGAUGGAGACGACCCCAAUGGGGAGAUCGAAUUCAUGAGGACAGUCACUGUAGCAGGUUCUAGCGAGUACCGCGUGAAGGGACGCGUAGUUUCGUUAGAAAGGUACAAUGCCGAGCUUGCGAAGAUAGGCGUCUUGGUGAAAGCGAGAAACUUUCUUGUUUUCCAGAAUGAGGUCGAGAACAUUGCCUCCAAGUCUCCCAGAGAACUGUCAGUCAUGUUUGAGGAGGUAUCGGAAUCAGCGGAGUUGAGAGCAUCUUACGAAGAUGCACUUGCUGAGAAGGACUCAGCAGAAGAACAGGUUACAGAAUUUUGGCGAAAGAGAAAGGGUAUGGUUGCAGAGAAGCGCCAAUGUCGCGAGCAAAAGGAAGAAGCAGAGCGAUUUCGACGCUUGCAAGGCGAUAUUGCGGAUGUGAAGACAGAGAGUGCACUAUAUGAACUCUUUCACGUGGAUGAAGACCUCAAACUUGUUAAUGUCGAUGCAAACAUCAUCAAAGAUGAGCUUGAUGUGCAUGAAAGACAAUUCGCGAAGAAAGAAUCCGCGUUAAAAGCAGAGAAAAGGCUAGUGGUUGAGUUAGAGAAAGAGCGAGUCAAAUUAGAGAGAAGGAACAGGAGAAUUGCUGACGAAAUUGAGAAGCUUCGUCCUCUGGAAGUGAAAUAUGAGACGGAGAAGUCAGGAAUCACUCGGCGAAUCAAAGGAGACGAACGUUCACUCGCCAAACUUAAGGCAAAGUUUGAAGAGGGAUCCGACGAACUGAGGUCCAUUGAGGCCGAACUGAAAAAAUGCAUAGGGGAAAUCGAGACCUUGCAAAACGAUAUUGAAGAAGCCGAAGAGGCGAGCGUUUCUCCGGAGAGCAUGGCAGAGUACCGCUCUUUGAAAGAUGUGGUCGCGACGAGAACGUCUGUCCUGCAGCAGGAGCUGGAAGUAGCAAAACAAAACGCGAAUGCGUCAGCGAAGCAGAAGACUGCAUUGCAAGCCCGAGAAAGGGACUUGGAGGAACGCCAGGAGGCCGCUGGGAAUAGUCUUUCAGUUUACAGAAAGAGAGUUGACGAGCUCGGCCAGCAAAUCCGUGUCACCCGACUUGAGAUUGCGAACGCCACACAAGAACAAUCGCAAAUGUCAGACGUGAGUAAAGAGCGGGACAGCGUGCGCAUGGCAUUGGAAAAGACCAUUAACGAUGCCAUUCAGGCCUUACGCGAUGCGAAAGCUGAUAUGAACGAAAGCGGACGUGAGCGGGCCUUCAACGCAGCCUUUGAGAACAUGCGACGACUAUUCCCUGGCGUUCAUGGCCGCUUGUCAGACUUGUGCAAGCCAACCCAAACGCGAUACAGGGAAGCUGUUGCUGUAGUGUUCGGCAAACUGAUGGAUGCAAUCGUUGUCGAUAAUGAAAGAACUGGGACAGAAUGUAUCAGAUUUCUCAAGGACCAGCGCGUUGGUAUGGCUACGUUUAUCCCGUUAGAAAACGUCCGACCUCGAGCUAUCGAUGAGUCCUUGAGGCGCCUUGGCGGCACAGCACGGCUUGCAAUAGACGUUGUGAACUACGACGAAUAUAUCCACAAAGCUGUCCUAUAUUCUGCUCAGAAUGCUGUAGUCUGUGACACGCUGGACGAAGCACGGCAUCUACGCUAUGGUGGGGGAAGAAAGAUCAAGAUUUGCUCUCUUGACGGUACACUCAUCAACAAGGCGGGAUUCAUGACUGGUGGAAUCGGCCAGGCUGAAAUGGGUCGAGCCCGAAAGUGGGAUAGAGCGGAGAUUGAAACCUUGAAACGCAAGAGACAUGUUGCUGAACAGGAACUGCAAGCAAUGGGUGCAGCAGAAUCUGACAGACGAACAGCCGCCUCCAUGGCAGAGCACAUGGGAGAACUGCAGAGAAAGCUGUCCACUCUGGAAUUAGACAUUCGCGGCGCAACAUCGAGCGUUCAAACAGCAGAGAAAGAUGUCGAACAUACCACAAACGAAAUUGAGUACCUACGCCCACAGCUCCAAACCGCCACCCAAGCUCAUACGAACUUAACCCGGAGUGUGGAGUCAAUCGAAAAACGUCUUCACGGAUUAGAAAAUGAUCUGUUCGGAGAUUUUGCUGCUCGCCAUGGCAUUGAAAAUGUCCAGCAGUUUGAGGAACAAUUCGUGCGAAAAUCAGAAAAGAUGAGGGCAAGGAAACUUGAACUGGAGACGAAGGAAGCGAGUUUGCAAUCAAAAUUCAAUUAUCAUCGAACACAGCAGAGCCGAACCAGCAUCACUCGAUUGGAGAAGCGAGUUGAAGCUCAGGCUUCUCGCAAGAGAACAGUAGAAGAAAGUCUGGAAAGUUUAGGCACCAAGCGAGCCGAGCUAGAGAGCCGAGCUGAAAGCGUCGAGGGUGAAAUAUCAAGAAUCAGCACCGAGAAACAAAACGCUGUUGACGCCAUUACCGAGAAGCGCCACGAUUAUCGGAAGGAAAACGAGGGAGUGAGUGAAAAGAAGAAACAGCUGGCGGAGAAGCGUGCGAAAAUUGAACAAUUGAUGGGGCAGCGCAAAAGGUUGCUUACAACCGCCAAGGUAAACCAAGUCGCCAUUCCGCUCCUGGAGCAAGACGAUUCCGAAAGGCAGGAGGAUAUUCUCGAUACAGAAGGUGAUGCGGUGAUGGCGGCAACCGACGCUGGGGAUGCUGGGGAGAGUGAUCCCACCUCUGUCGCUGUGGACGUCAACGUUGAAGUAGACUACUCUUCUCUCUCAAGACGAUUACGAGCUGCAGGCACCGCAAACAAACAAAGAGAAAUGCUAUCAUCUCUUUCAGAGAAAGUCCGCACAAUGGAGCAGCAAUUGGAUGGGCUUACGCCGAACUUGCGAGCCAGUGAGCACAUGUCGGAUGUGCAGAUCAAGCUCGCAGAGAUUGACAGAGAGACUGAAAACGCUCGGGAAAGAGCGCGGAAGGCUGUGUCAUCCUUUGAAGACAUCAAGCAAUCCCGGCACGACCGUUUCAGCGCGUGUUUUUCCCAUGUGGCUGAAAAAAUCAAUGAAGUCUAUAAGCAGCUCACGAAGAGCGAUACCUAUCCCAUGGGAGGAACCGCAUAUCUCUCUCUCGAGCAACAAGAUGAACCAUAUCUUGGCGGCAUUAAAUUCAACGCUAUGCCACCAACUAAGAGAUUCCGAGAUAUGGACCAGUUAAGCGGAGGUGAACGAACCGUUGCUGCUCUUGCGCUUCUCUUUGCGAUCCACGACUUUCGUCCCAGCCCAUUUUUUGUUCUCGACGAGGUUGACGCUGCUCUUGACAGCCUCAAUGUAGGAAAAGUAUCUACCUACGUUAAAUCUCGAGCACCCGAUUUGCAAACUAUCGUGAUCAGUCUCAAAGAUUCAUUUUACGAGCGGGCUGAUGCGCUCAUUGGAAUAUAUAGGGAUGUCAGCGCGAAAGGAUCUCGCUUGCUGACGCUCGAUCUGACUGCGUAUGAUGAACAAACGAAGUCACUGCCUGUUGCAGCUGUCUGA
Chondrus crispus (carragheen) is the source of this 3729-nucleotide messenger RNA. RefSeq lists its product as hypothetical. The transcript has a single exon. Gene Ontology annotation, molecular function: ATP hydrolysis activity; ATP binding; DNA binding. Gene Ontology annotation, biological process: sister chromatid cohesion. The coding region runs from base 1 to 3729 and encodes 1242 amino acids. Gene Ontology annotation, cellular component: cohesin complex; nucleus; chromosome. NCBI's taxonomy places the organism in Eukaryota, Rhodophyta, Florideophyceae, Gigartinales, Gigartinaceae. The record is from RefSeq and is a predicted model, not a curated record.